ACUAAUGUGAUCUGGGGGAGUCUACACAGAACAUUCCUGGUCAGAAGGCAGAGAUCAAAUAUCCAUGAAAUCUACAGCUCCAGGGAUUGUAAACUUGUUUUGCUGUGUUUUCAGAUGGGAGGACAGGUACAAUUCUUUAAGAAGGGGGAAGGUGGGAAUUGCCCCAUCCUACUGCUCUGAAACAGUGGUUGGUGGGCCUGUGGGUUCCUGGGAUGAGUAGCUGAUGCAUUAAACUCUUGUCACCAGGUUGAUUUGUGAAGAUGUGCAAUAUUUUUGUCACUGCGUGACCUUUUUGGGUUGGAUAAUUUUUUCCUCUCUGGCAGUUUAGGUUUGUAACCUGAAGUGCAGCGCAUUAAUCUGUUUACAAGGGUAAAUGAGUGAACAUUCCUGUUACAGCUUGGAUCUCUUUCCUCUAAAAAAGGGAGAGGGGGACAGAACAACCCCUUCUCACCUCAGCAUGCCCUACUGACCCAGCUUCAAAGAUGUGACUCAUGGCCCCUCCAGCAGAAAGAUCAGGAGCAGUUUCUGGGUUGAUGCAAGAGCCCCACAGGACACCAGGAAGAUGAGGAUGGAAGGAACCUGGCUGGGUCUGCCCCUUGGGCACCUGCUGGCUCUGGGACACAGGCUCAGAUGGAGAACCAUGGUGGAUUUCAGAAAGUUCAGGCUGUUUGUUUGCCUCCUCGGGCUCAGCUCUGGCGGCUUCUGGUUUCUGUACAACUGGAGCGAGUUCUGCGUGUUCUGUGAGAACAGCCAAGGUUUCCUGUUCCCCACGGAGCCCGUCAGGAGGACAGAAGGAAACUUCUCCCAGCUGCCAGACAUAGACUGCCACAAGAACCCUCCUUUCCUCGUCCUGCUCGUGGCAUCCUCGUGCCAGCACCUGGAUGCCAGGAUGGCCAUCCGGCAGACCUGGGGCAAGGAGAGGACGGUGGCCGGGAAGCGCCUGGUGACGUUUUUCCUCCUGGGAAGCGCCCUGGAUCCCGGCCAGCAGGCUGGCAUCGCUGCUGAGGGCCAAAAGUACGGGGACAUCAUCCAGAAGAACUUCACAGACACCUACUACAACCUGACCCUGAAGACCAUGAUGGGCAUGGAGUGGGUUCACCGGUUUUGUCCCCAGACCGGCUUCGUGAUGAAAACCGACACGGACGUGUUUGUCAACGUUUUUUACCUCACCGAGCUGCUCCUGAGGAAGGGGAAGACCACUGGGUUCUUCACAGGCUUCUUAAAACUGCAUGAGUACCCCAUAAGGAGAAGAGAGAGCAAGUGGUAUGUGAGUAGGGAAGAGUACCCAGGAAAGACCUACCCGCCUUUCUGUUCCGGGACCGGAUAUGUUUUAUCCAGUGACGUUGCCAGUCAGAUCUAUAAUGUUUCUGAGAGCGUCCCCUUCAUUAAGCUGGAGGACGUGUUCAUAGGAAUGUGCCUUGCCAGAUUAAAAAUCAGGCUGGAGGAGCUCCACUCGGAGCAGACAUUCUUCCCAGAAAGGAUCAGGUUCUCCGUUUCCCGCUUUAAGAAAAUCGUGAUGUGCCACGAAGUGGCACCGUCGGAGCAGCUGAGCUACUGGAACCACCUGGUGACAGAAAACCUCGGGGAGGUGCUCUAGCACCUUUCCCUGCUGGAAUCAACACACUGGAAUGCUCUGCUUUUACAGGGCUGCUCUUGACCCCAGCAAAACUCCCAAUUAACUCCAGGUCCAGGAUGUUAAAAGCUUUUUAAAUGGUUAUUUUAAUCACGGAAUUAUUAAGGCUGGAAGAGACCUCCAAAAUCAUCAAGUCCAGCCUUUGACCUUUAUCAAC
Messenger RNA from Empidonax traillii (willow flycatcher), 1790 nucleotides. RefSeq names its product beta-1,3-galactosyltransferase 5 (gene B3GALT5). NCBI's taxonomy places the organism in Eukaryota, Metazoa, Chordata, Aves, Passeriformes, Tyrannidae. Gene Ontology annotation, molecular function: N-acetyl-beta-D-glucosaminide beta-(1,3)-galactosyltransferase activity. The coding region runs from base 563 to 1597 and encodes 344 amino acids. The transcript has 3 exons. The record is from RefSeq and is a predicted model, not a curated record. Gene Ontology annotation, cellular component: membrane.